This is a messenger RNA of Diatraea saccharalis (sugarcane borer), 453 nucleotides long. The record is from the annotation of a GenBank genome assembly. NCBI's taxonomy places the organism in Eukaryota, Metazoa, Arthropoda, Insecta, Lepidoptera, Crambidae.
AUGUUCGCUUCAACGUCUCAAAGUAACGAUGAUGGCAUACGGGCAUCUUACAAUAUCUCAUUGCAUAUCGCAAAAUCUGUGAAAUCGCACACCAUCGGAGAUCAGUUAAUUUUACCCGCUGGUGAAGAGGUUUUAAAAAUUCUUCUGCACAUGCCUUCAGCAUGUCUAGACAAAGAUAUUCAGACAUUCGUUCAACAUUUAAACGCGCUGCAUGAUGACUUCAAAAACAGAUUUGAAGAUAUUUUGAUGAUGGAAAUACCACUGUGGAUCCUUUAUCCAUUUGAAGAAACGGAAGUGGCGGAUAUGGUAUUAAAAGAGGAACUACUCGAGCUCAGCACCAAUGAAGAGCUGAAGGUGCAAUUUAAAAAAGGUUAUCAAAGAUUUGGGCUGCAGGCAGAAAUACCCAAAAAAAAUAAUAAAACAUAUCCUGGGAAAUUGCGAGAAGACUUUUGA